Molecule: messenger RNA, 2403 nt
Organism: Closterium sp. NIES-67
Lineage: Eukaryota; Viridiplantae; Streptophyta; Zygnematophyceae; Desmidiales; Closteriaceae
Source: the annotation of a GenBank genome assembly
AAGUUUAUUAAUCUUGAAACUGCCCUUCUGGUAACCCAGUUCCGCAAAACGAGAGGGAAAACUAAGAUCGCGCACCAAAAAGACGGGAAACAUGUGAUAGGCGUGCGCCACCCCCAGCCAAUUCCGCCCCUGCCCCCGAUACACCAGGCUUUCACCCUUCCACCUCUCGUACUGUUCGCUACUAACACCAUGCCUGCGCGUAGAUUUUCCAGCAAGCCUCGUGUCCGCGUCGCGAGCUCCGACGGACUAGAGCCCGUUAUCGUCGUGCUCCCGGACGGCUCGAUUCGCCUAUUCUCGCAGGACGACCAGCCGCUCGCCGCCCAAACCGUCCUCUCCGAAUUCCCCAGCAUGAGCCUCGCGUCGCUCGAUUGCCUGGUUUCCCCGUCCGCCUCGCUCGUUCCGGGCGAAACUUAUUUCCUCGCGCCGAGGCGCGCGUCCGCUCGCGAGGAAGCGGCUUUAAUCCGUCUCGCGACGCCGGCGUCUCCCGCGGCUUGGCCUGGCGCAUCCGCGUUCCGCGCGCCGGCGAGUCUCCCUCCGCGGAGCCCCCCCGCCGUGAGCGACGGCGAAAUUCCUCUAACGCAAGGCGACGCCGCCGGCGGGUGGGCUUACCGGCACAAUAUAGACGCGAGCGUCGCUAACAUGACGUUCCCGACGACGGCUGCGACAACGACGACGACAAUUGAGUCGAGUCAAGCAUCGUGGUCGAUUGCAUCGUCGUCGGCCGCCGAGUCGCCGAGCUGCGCCGGCGGCAGCAGCUCGCAGAGCGGCGAGGAAACCCUCGAGACCUGCUUCGCCGCGCAAGGAAGCUUCGGUUCGGGCCGAGGCAGCAGCUUCGGCUCGGGCCGAGCCGGCGGCGGCGGCGGCGGCGACGAUGAGGAGCCGUUCGAUUCCGAGUCGGAAUGGAGCCGACGCGAUCGGCUUGAUGCCACCAGUGGUGACGGCCGUUGCGCAGAGAUGAUGGGUGACGCGCUCCCCGCCGACUCGGAAGCGCGUGUCCUCUUCAAGUCGCGGACUUACAACGGCACGGGGCGCAGCAGCGGCGACUAUGCCAAGCUGGGGCUUCAAGCGGUAGAGGGUCCCUCGCGAAGCCACGUCGCCCCUUCGCCGCCAGCCACGGCGAAUGCUAUCCUCGCUGAGCUCGCCGCCCUCGAAGAGCAACACCCUGCUGAGGACGACGCUUGCUACAGCAACCCCGCCACCGCCACAACUGCUACAACCUCUCCCGGCCCGCCGCCGGCGCCCGCAGAAACUGCGUCGCUGAAAGCCAGGGUUCUGGCUGCGCUCGCCCGCUUCAACCUGCGCAAUCUGCGGCGCGCAGCAUCGUCCUCAACUUCUUCUUCCUCUGGCAGCAAGAGAGCCAUGGCUGCUGCUGCUGCCGCUGCUCCCCCGACUGGGGGAAGGGGGGAGGGAGCCGUGGCCAGGAGGGGGCUCAUCAGCCACGAUGCUGACCACCCGGCCGCUGCGGCUUUUGUCUCUAGUCGGGCUGUGCCGCUCAUGUGUGGUGAUGCUGAGUCAGCAGAGGGCUGGGCUGACGUGGACGGUCUGGUGCUCAUGAUGACGGACACGCGCAUCCGCCACCGCGCGCCGCCCGGUAGGAGGACCGCCGGUGUGGGGCGGCAGGGGGGAUUCGCACAGCAAGAACGCGGUGCUGGGGGGAGUGCCUGGGAGCAAGGGGCAUGGGAGCGAGGGGCACGGGAGCAAGCAUCAUGGGAGCAGGGAGCAGCAUGGGAGCAGGGGGCAUCAUGGGAGCAGGGGGGGGCAUCAUGGGAACCCCCUCCCCAGAUAACCUGGGGCGAACCGGGGACCAGCCAGCUGGCGUCGUUUUUCACAAGGCCUGGCCAGGUGGGGAUUAACUCGUCAGCUUCCCGCCAGCUCCAGCGCACUCCGUCCCUCACAGCCGAGUACGGCCGGUGCAAUGGCCUGAUGAUCGACGAGUGCUGCUGCUGUCCCUGUGGUCCCUGUGGUCCCUGUGAGGAAGGCUUGCAGGUUGAGUGCUGCGAUGGGUGGCAGAGCUUGUCCGAUCUGUUGGUACCUGAAACUGUGACGAGGCGAGGCGUGCAGGUCAGGCUGAGUGAGAGUGCACUAAGACAGCCAAGCAGUUAUGCAGUGGAACGAAAUGCAGCAGGGAGUAACGAAGUUGGCAGUAACGAGUACAGCAUGCCUCCCAGUAGCCAGAGAUUCCUCUCUGGACCGCUGCUGCUGCAAGCCACAUAUUAGAGUCCCCAGUUCACUGCUUGACUGCCAUCCUCUAGCGUCCUCAAGACUCCUCGCUCAAUAGAGAGCAGUAGGACUUUGCGUUUGAGUUGACUGCUGUUUGUUGUGUUGAGCCCAGCCAGCAGAUUUGUGUUAGCUGGCCGCUUGAACAAGGUACAGUUUUGCUUUCCUGUUGAUGUCCAGUAAGUC